Messenger RNA from Platichthys flesus (European flounder), 1152 nucleotides. RefSeq names its product cytochrome c oxidase assembly protein COX16 homolog, mitochondrial. Lineage: Eukaryota; Metazoa; Chordata; Actinopteri; Pleuronectiformes; Pleuronectidae. The record is from RefSeq and is a predicted model, not a curated record. The transcript has 4 exons. Gene Ontology annotation, biological process: mitochondrial respiratory chain complex IV assembly. Bases 102 to 422 code for a protein of 106 amino acids. Gene Ontology annotation, cellular component: mitochondrial inner membrane.
CGGACACUUUAGCGCGUCGGACCCGCUCAGGAAGCUCGUCCCAGCUGUGACCUGCUCAGAGUUUCCUCAGUAACAUGGAGUCGUAGCGGAGCAGAGGAACCAUGAUCAACUUCAAGCUUCUGCAGAAGAACAAGACGGUCAGAUAUGGAGUCCCGAUGCUCCUGCUGAUAGUUGGAGGUUCCUUUGGCCUGCGAGAGUUCACACAACUGAGAUAUGAUUCCCAGAGGAUCAAGGGAAAGCUGGAUCCUUCACUGGAGGCUAAAGUCAACCUGGAGAAGCAGCCGGUGAUGCUGGAGGAGCAGUACGAGAGGAUAAAGGAGAAGGAUCUGGACGGGUGGAGGAACAUCCGUGGUCCUCGUCCCUGGGAGGACUCGAGGGACUAUCAGGAGCAGCAGCGAAUCCAGCAGAACAAACAGGACUGAGGCUCCGCGAGGCCCCGGCAGCGCCGACUGCAAACUGCAAACAAGCCACAGCCGGACGGACCAGGCAAGAAUGGACGCCGUCUGUGGCGAAGAUGCCGCAGAGACACAAUUAUCCCAGAGUCCACAACUUCAGGGCACUGGCUCAACUUGUUUCUUUGCUUGUGUUGGACUUGAAUCUUUGGACAUGUGCAUUGUUGUGGUCUCCUCUGGUUGUUCAGAGCUGCUUGUGGUUACAUCUAUACCACAUGAGCUUAAAACCUUGAAACAAGUUCAAGGUCUGCUUUAAAUUUAAAGAAAUACGCACUGACAUUUAAAGCAACACUAUGAAACCUUAAAACAUCAUUUUCUGAAUGAGUUUGACGGUUCAGUGACACCCUGAACAUCUGCUCCUGCUCCAGGUAACUUCUCCUGUGAGAAGUGAGGAACUGACUGAUAAAAAGACUUAUUCAAAACCAAGGAACUAUUAAUAUAUGACGAAUUCUACUCGAGUUUGGUGUUUUUCUGACAGCUCGUCAGGAGCCGGGAAUCAUGGGUAAUAUCCACCUUUACAUAGCGUUGCUUUAACACACAGAAGUCACCUGUUGAUUGGCGUCUGAUGAACAACCAGUAGGUGGCACAUCUGAGUCUUUCACACAGUUGAAAGGUGGGAACUUUACACAUGUAUGUCCAUAUACAGGUUUAUAUCCAUAUUUGAUUUAUUUUCUCAAUAAAUUAUUGCUAUUGAUCCAAA